ACGCUGUGAUAAUCGGAUGAGUGUAGGCUGUAAUGAAACAGCUCCGGAGCUGAUUUAACUCAGUGUGGGAACAUUUAUACAGACUGUACGGAGAGUAAACGUCUGAACCUACACCUCUUUAACCUCUUUUACACCAUGAAGGAGAACGAGAAUACGGGUUUUACACUUUAAACAGCGGAUUCGGACACAUGACGGCACUCUUCUGAAUGAGCUCAGUUUGUAUAUUAUCGUGUAUCUCUGGAAAUCAGGCUGCAGCUGCUCCAACUGUUUACUUUUAAGAACCGCAACUCUUAUCAAUGUUGGAGAGACCAAAAGAAGACAUGGGUGAGUUCAGGAGGAAUGCUUUCAGGAGGAAACCUAAACCCGACGGAGAGCUGGAGGACCAGCCUGAGGAGUGUGCAGAAAAAGCAGGCAAGCCCAGCUGUUUCCCCACCAAAGGCCCUGAUGAAGAGGAGGCUUGUGUAGCGGUGAAGAUCGCUCAAGCGAAAGAUCCUGGCAGUAGCCCCGGAGAACGUCGUAGUCAGAAGCUGAGUCGGGGAUGCAGAGGCAGUAACAAGAGCUCCAGUGGAGUAAAUGGAAGAGGCUCGGGCCGCCACCUCCCUCAGCAUCUCAAACCACACGUGCCUCCUAAACCACUGCACCUCCAGAGUCCGGUGACAGAGCUCUGCAAGCCACUAGGCAGGGCCCCACCCUUUAGCUCCAGGAUGGAGGAGGGAGGAGGAGGCGGCGGGAAGGGCCGGGUGUCCAAUCUCAUCAGCCGCUUUGAGGAGAACAGGAAGGAGGGUUCUCCUCUAAAGCAACCCGUCAGAACUCCUAAUUGCAGUCCAGUGCACAAGAGUGGUCAGAAGCAGCCAGAGCCUACAGACCAGCCUUCUGACUCCAGCACGGUCAGCCCUGAUCAUGCUGAUGCCCACUCUGCAAACGGGGUGCUAGCCCAGAUGGAAAAGGACAGCAGGCCGAGCACAGAAGACCAGCCGCUGCUGAACGGAGAUUUGAGGGAGCAGAGUGUGGACGGGGACCUAGAUCUGUCUCACGGUGUGCACGAGCCGGCCGAGAGAGUGAACGAGGCCAGACGAGAGGAGACUGAGAAUGAGGCCAGCAGGGAAGAUACGAGUAUGGAACACAAGGAAACCAAUGAGCAGAAGCUGUACAAGAUCGCGAAUGAGCUCCUGCAGACAGAGAAAGCCUAUGUUGCUCGACUCAACCUGUUAGAUCAGGUGUUCUGCGCCAAGCUGAUGGAAGAGGCAGGAAAAGGCAUAUUCCCUGUGGAUGUGGUGAAGAACAUCUUCUCCAAUAUCUCCUCCAUCAAUGCCUUCCACAGCCAGUUCCUCCUACCAGACCUGGAGAAACGCAUGGGAGAAUGGGAGACGACACCACGCAUUGGCGACAUUCUGCAGAAGCUCACGCCCUUUCUGAAGAUGUAUGCAGAGUAUGUGAGGAACUUUGAUAAAGCCAUGGAGCUGCUGAAACAGUGGACAGACCGCUCACCUCAGUUCAAAGCCACCAUUCAGGAAAUACAGAAGCAGGAGGUCUGUGGCAGUCUGAGCCUGCAGCACCACAUGCUGGAGCCUGUGCAAAGAGUGCCGAGAUACGAGAUGCUCCUCAAAGACUACCUGAAGAAGCUCCCUCAGGACCAUGUGGACCGCAGAGAUGCUGAAAAGUCUUUAGAAAUUAUUGCCACGGCAGCCACCCAUUCCAACACGGCCAUUCGCAAAUCUGAGAACUUGAAGAAAUUGCUGGAGAUCUAUGAAAUGCUGGGGGAAGAGGAGGAUAUUGUGAAUGCCUCCAAUGAGUUUAUCAAGGAGGGCCACAUUCUCAAACUAGCAGCCAGGAACACUUCAGCUAUGGACAGAUACCUCUUUCUGUUCAACAACAUGCUGCUCUACUGCGUUCCCAAGUUCAGCCUGGUGGGGCAGAAGUUCACCGUCCGCACGCGAAUCGGCAUUGAUGGCAUGAAGGUGGCAGAGACCUACAAUGAGGAUUACCCUCAUACAUUCCAGGUGUCGGGAAAGGAGCGAACUCUGGAGCUGCAGGCCAGCACUCAGCAAGAUAAAGAGGACUGGAUAAAGGCAUUUCAGGAAACAAUAGAGAUCUUUCACCAAAAGAAUGAGACGUUUAAAACGGCAUCUAAAGAGGUGGAGGAAGUAUCGAUAUCAGAGCUGGGGAAACGUGCACCACGUUGGAUUCGCGACAAUGAGGUGACCAUGUGUAUGAAGUGCAGAGAACCCUUUAACGCUCUCACUCGCAGGAGACAUCACUGUCGAGCCUGUGGUUAUGUGGUCUGCUGGAAGUGCUCGGACAAUAAAGCUUCUCUGGAAUAUGACGGGAAUAAGAUGAACAAGGUGUGUCGAGACUGCUACUCCAUCUUAACAGGCCAUUCAGAGAGCGAGGAGAAGGAAGGAAAGAAAAAAGGCAUCCUAGAGAUUGAGGCAGCGCAGUUCUCAGGCAGUAGUAUAAUGUGUGGCUUCCUGCAGUACUGUGAGAAGAACAAGCCCUGGCAGAAAGUCUGGUGUGUCAUCCCCGAGAAAGAAGCGUUAGUGCUGUACCUGUAUGGAGCACCACAGGAUGUUAAAGCCCAGUCCACAAUCCCAUUGCUAGGGUACUCUGUGGAUGAUGCAGCUCGGCCAGCCGACCCUCCGGCUAGUUUCCGUCUGUCACAGUCGAAGUCCGUGCACAGCUUUGCAGCAGAGAGUGAGGAGCUGAAGCAGCGCUGGCUCAGGGUGAUCCGGCUGGCCGUGACGGGCGAGGUACCUGAAUGUCCACCACAUGCAGAGAUCCACGUGACAGAGGGCAGUCAGGAAAACAGCUCGGAUAGCCUCUGAGUGCUGAGAUACGAGCAGAGCAGCUGCUGCCAACUGGACCACAACUGCUCUCAGAGACAUGGAGAAGGAGGGCGAGGAGGCCCUGUCCUGAGAUGCCCUGAGUUUCCUGAGAAAGUCAUACAGACUCUACACUUAUGAGGAGCAUGGACGCCACCUGUUGAUAGGGUGGUGUAUUUCCACGUUGGAUUUAAUAUGUUCUCUAAUGGGACAGGGGAGUCUAAAGCGAUGGCACCCACAAGUGCUUUUAAACUUCUCUGGUGCCACAGUACAGUUGCCAGCAGCCUGGGACAGAUGACAUUCAACGUUUGGAUGCAUACAUAUCCGUUUAAACACAUAAGGAUUUUACGCUCAAACAGUAUGAAUUACUGGCAGCCAGUCCAUUCCAUAUGUACGAAUAUCCCCGGGUAUGUCUCUUUUAUAAAGAAAUGAAGUGAAUGCAGAUUUUAGACUUCUCUACAAUCCUGAAGGCAAGUUUGAAAUUGAAUUCAGGCUGCCUCAGUACUCUAAGAAGCUCUACCCAGGAACAUUAUUCAUACAGACUGCAUAUCACAUCCGGUUUCACACGCAAUAAGCACUGCAUCAUGGUGUCUGUCACAUUUAGGAACCAGCAUAUAUAUACAUAUAUAUAAAAUAAAUAUAUACACAUUCCCAGCACAGUUAGAAAAGUCACCCAGUUGUAGAUCUACAGGGACUGAAACAGACUGAAAGUGACUGAUAGUGUGCCAUGAGAGCUUAGCAAAACAAAGGACACUUGAGAUACCACAAGAUGAGUUCUCGCAUUCAUUCAUCAUAAGCUGGAUAAAUAUCCCUACUUUACAAGUCUAGACACAAAUCAAUCACACCUAAAUAGACUGUCCACUGAAUGGUCAGAAGCUCUGUAUUUUACAUUAUUUUUUACCUGGUCAGGUGAAGUUGUUGCUUACCAGAUUCGUUCUCUAGUCAGGAUACUAGACUACAGAACUUAUUCUAUGAUAUUUCACAAAGAGAGAAGCCGAUACUUGUAUACAUGUACAUGAUUAUCAACCACAAGCACAGAUUCUGGAGUAUGUUUCCUUUUUAUCAUAUGGAGGCCAUGUUCAUACAUCUGGUCGUGAUUGCUGGCGAGUAUGCCAGUAGGGAAAUGGGGAAGAGUGUUACGCUACUGAAGAGUGUCUUAAACGAGACUUCCUGUGUGGGCGGCACAAUCAAGGACAAAUAAGCCCACCAGCAGGGAGAGAUGUGUAAAUGUUUUAUGAAAUACUGUAAUUAGUUUUAUUAUUUAAGAGUAAUUUAUAAGAAGAGAAAAAGAUGUGCAUGGUUUUGAGCAGCAGUAGCACAAAGAAAGCUUUCAUGCCAUUUCGCCUCCUUCUGUCAUACUGUUCUGUUCAUUUACAGCCUGGUAUUCAGUAUCGCACCUCAACAUAGACAGCUUUGUUUUGUUAUAUUUGGUUAUGUAUGCAGUCUUUCUGUCUUUUAUUUCUUGUCCUACAAUCCUACAUGUUAUCAUCGCUGAACUCUGAGAAAUGAUAUGAUCAAAUACUAUAUGGGAAUAAUGUGCCUGAGAUUCAAAGACAUUCAAAAAGAGGUUGAGUUACACAUAAAGACAACACAUUCUAGGGCAAGAAAUUAGGGAUGCACAUAAAUUAAUAUUUUUGUCCAAACCAAAACCAGACAAAAUAUUAAAAUGUAUUUAUAAAAAACAAACCCAAUCUUGCAUCUUUUUGUUAUUUCAGCCAUUUCUACGCUGAUUCAGAAACUGAAGUGGUCUCUUAAUUUUUUCCAAAGCUGUAUUUAUUGAACAUUCAUUUAUUUCAGUUUUUUCCAGCAAACAAACCAGCAAAGCUCAAUUGGUUGUUUUCAGUCACGUGUGUUUACUACGCGUAACGUCACCAAGGCGCCAUGUUUAAGGUAGUCAGCGUGUGAAAGAAGUACAAACAAACUUACUUCUAUAAUGUUUUAGAGAGAUUAAAGCGAUGAAACUGUAGAAACAGAAGAUAAAGGAGGAAACAGCGCCUCUAGACUAGCUGAGAGAGGAUUCCGGAGACUCUACUGUGGGUUAAUUAAGCUAUAAUCCGUUAAACAGCGCUGAUAAACACAGCGGGACUGCUAACGUUACUAGCUUUAAUGCUAACGAUACUGCUGCUGAACCAGACCGCAGCUUUAUCUGGAUUUAUAUAAAGAUAUACAUAUUUUAUUCAACUACAGCACGAGGAUUUACACCUCUCAACACUUCUGAAUCCAGGCUUUAAACUCACAGACGUGUUUUACAUUCAGCCGAAGCACCAAAACAGCACAGUCCGACUCUGCUAACAGUGAAGGUAAGCUUCUCUAAUCUAAUCAGUAAAACUCGGGCUUAAAACAGCUGACUUUAACGUUACUGUUUUUAUAACUAUAUAAUAUGUAUGGAUACCUGUGGACGGGCUUUUUAUUUGGAGUUAACUACCUUAGAACGUGUUUUUCUUCUAUUUUAAUUAGCUAUCCUUAGACAAACGGUGGUAGUUAAAUUAGAUAACUAAAACUGUCUCGGACACCAGGCAGUGUAUUUAUAACCUUUGGUGUAAUAACUCUUUGUGUGAGGACGUUUUUAGAGGUUCAGACGUCUAGAAAAUUUCUGUUUUUCAUGUGCUCCCCUUUAACAAGAGUUUACUAAUCUAUUACACAUUUUAGCUGAGGAAAAAAAAACAAGUCAUAAAGAUCAGUCCUAGAGUGAAGGAAAUUAAAUUCAAAACAAAUAAACUAAUAACUUAAUCUGUUAAAAUCUUGAAACUUCUGAUAAAGUACUGCAGAAAUUAGAAUGCAUAGCUUACAGUUUUAAACAAGGCCACAUUAAAGGAGAAUUCUGGUGUGAAAUGGAUUUGAGGUGUAGUAAAACAUGGUAACGAGUUUUUUGCAAGUAAGAACCCCCAGCAUUUUUGAAACCGCACUUUUAGCCCAUGCUCCCAACAAGCUUACAAUGCUAGCGAUAGGGGCAUAACACUACCGAUGCAAAGAAAUAACUUUUUUUUACACCAACAACCAUUAGCUCAGAUUAGCUACACACUUCAUUGGUACAAUUGUGAGAGCCCUAACAUUUAAAACAAGGCACUUUGAAAGUGUAAGAGAAAUUUAGACAAAGUUUUUCGGUAAACAAAAAAAACGACAAAAGUUAAUCUAAGUUACCUAACUUAGCUUGCUAACUUUACUAGCCUAGCCCUGUUCAGAAUGUUACUGAAUAAAUGAGGAAAAAAUUGAAAGGGAAGAGUUUAAUUUAAUUUAUGCAAUAGAGUGAGUUAAAAAACACAAAUACAAACACUAGAGGAAACUCUUAAUUAAACUCUAAAUUUAAAUGUCAUUGUUCAGUAUAAAUUUAGUAAUUUCACUAUUUUCAGAUAGUAUAUCAAAUAUUUAACCUAGUGCAUCCCUACAAAAUAAAUCUUAUCUUCAGAAUGGCAAAUUUGAGUAACUGUCAGAUAGAGCUGUUUGGCAAAAAUGGAGAUACAAGGUUUUUGUGUAACAGCCACAAUACAUUGCCUAGUAUAGCAGAUGGGUAGGCUAGGUGAAUCAUCAUGAUCAUUAUCAUAAUGCACAUAUGUAAGCUUUAAGGUUUAGCAUCCUAAUUACUACAAAUUCCUGGUCUAACCAUGCAGAAUUGAUCGUAUGUAGCCAGGCACUGCUUGUCUUAUACCCAGACAUUCUGGUUUGUUUAUGCUAUCCGAAUGUAGCCCGCUAAUUUUGUUUUAGUUAUCCCAAGUAUUAGUAAGAAAGGGGAAAAACAUGCUGGCUUUAGAGUUUACUGAAGAGACCUGAUUUUAUACAUCCCAACUUUAUUUCCUCCCUUUUCUGAAUCUAAAACGCACUUUACUGUCUUCUAUAAAGUGUACCUUGUAAGAGAAAUAAAAGCGAGAAGAUAA
Astyanax mexicanus (Mexican tetra) is the source of this 6691-nucleotide messenger RNA. It is a transcript of the gene fgd4a, whose product is annotated as FYVE, RhoGEF and PH domain containing 4a. Bases 297 to 2822 code for a protein of 841 amino acids. The record is from RefSeq and is a predicted model, not a curated record. Gene Ontology annotation, molecular function: guanyl-nucleotide exchange factor activity; metal ion binding. Lineage: Eukaryota; Metazoa; Chordata; Actinopteri; Characiformes; Acestrorhamphidae. Gene Ontology annotation, cellular component: cytoplasm. The transcript is spliced from 18 exons. Gene Ontology annotation, biological process: cytoskeleton organization; filopodium assembly.